Messenger RNA from Jatropha curcas, 829 nucleotides. Its product is annotated as calcium-binding protein CML38. Gene Ontology annotation, molecular function: calcium ion binding. NCBI's taxonomy places the organism in Eukaryota, Viridiplantae, Streptophyta, Magnoliopsida, Malpighiales, Euphorbiaceae. The record is from RefSeq and is a predicted model, not a curated record.
CAAAUCUUAUCCAGACUUUAGUUUUGGCUGGCUAUAAAUAACCAUAAUCUUUUUUACUGUCAAGCUAUAAAAAAUCUUCCUCAUUUCUCAUUAGUUAUACAAACUAUCUUGACCUUAAUAUCGAUCAUCAUGAAAUCGGACACUAUUUCAUCGUCAUUUUCCCCUUGUACUUCACCCAAUGCCAAUCCCCUGUCUCCCAAAUCUGCUUUUUCUAGAUUGCGUCGCAAAUUAUCUUCAAGAAGAUCUCACAAGCCCUCUCUUUCUCCUUCUUCUUCAACUAACAGUAAUAGCUGCACCGAGCUUCAACGGGUGUUCAAUUACUUCGACGAGAACGGAGACGGAAAGAUAUCUCCGGCUGAGUUGCAGAGCUGCGUCAGGACUCUGGGAGGGGACCUUUCUAUAGAGGACGCGGUGGCUGCAAUCAGCUCUUGUGAUACGGACGGAGAUGGGCUAUUGGGAUUCGAGGAUUUCCAGAAACUAAUGGACUGCAAUUCUUCUGAGGAGGACAAGAAGGAAGAGCUGAGACAGGCUUUUGGGAUUUACGAGACUGAGCCUGGCUCUGGAUUCAUUUCCCCGACCAGUUUGAAGAGAAUCCUGAGUCGACUGGGUGAGUCAAGGUCCCUUGACGACUGCAAGGCCAUGAUUCGUACUUUUGACCUCAACGGAGAUGGCGUCCUUAACUUCAACGAGUUCUCUGUCAUGAUGCGCUGAUUCCCCGUGUAUAUAUGUAUUUUUAUAAAUUCAUUUCAAUUCAUUUCAUCUGUACAGUUACAUUAAUAUUAUAGUUGACACAUCAUUAUGAAAUGCAAGAUUCCUUUAUUUCCAACCA